GCGUGAGUGACGCGGCAGAAAGUGUUGGUGCCGGUAGGAAAGAGAGAAGCGGGGCCUAAACAGACACCAAUAUGGUGGGAGUGAAAGUCAUCGGGGCGGACGGCGAGUUUCAGGGGGACCUGACCGCGGCCGGUUCCAGGCUCAGUGUGGUGAAGUUCACAAUGAAAGGGUGUGCUCCUUGUGUAAGGAUAGCGCCAGCCUUCACAUCGCUGAGCAACAAAUACCCACAAGCAAUCUUUUUGGAAGUAGAUGUACACCAGUGCCAAGCAACAGCCACUGCCAACAACAUCUCUGCAACCCCCACAUUUCUGUUCUUUAGAAAUAAAGUAAAAAUUGACCAGUACCAAGGGGCAGAUGCUGCUGGUCUAGAGGACAAAAUUAAACAGCACUUAGAAAAUGAUCCCGGAAACAACGAGGAUGCUGAUAUUCCAAGAGGCUAUAUGGAUUUGUUGCCAUUUGUACAUAAAGCCGGCUGUGAAUGUCUCAAUGAAAGCGAUGAUCAUGGCUUUGAAAAUUGUUUACGAAAAGACCCAACAUACCUCGAGUCAGACUGCGAUGAACAGCUGCUGAUGACUGUAGCGUUUAGCCAGCCUGUGAAGUUGUAUUCCAUGAAACUACAAGGUCCAGAUAAUGGUCAAGGUCCCAAGUAUGUUAAAAUCUUUAUUAACCUUCCCCGAUCCAUGGACUUUGACGAAGCGAUGAGAAGCGAGCCCACCCAGGCCGUGGAGCUGUCAGCCGAUGAUAUUAAAGAAGACAGCAUCGUUCCGUUGCGCUAUGUUAAAUUUCAGAAUGUUAACAGUGUAACGCUAUUUGUCCAGUCCAAUCAGGGUGACGAGGAGGCAACGAGAAUCACAUAUUUAACUUUCAUCGGGACCCCAGUACAAGCCACAAACAUGAACGACUUCAAAAGAGUCGUAGGGAAGAAAGGAGAAAGCCACUGAGAGACUACAGAGUUACCAUGGGAGGCUCCUAGCAACGAGGCCCAGUCUCCGAUCUCCAGGACAAAGUGCUUUACUAGAGAAUGUUCUUGUCUCACUCAGUGGCAUUAUCACUAAGUCAUUGCUCUUUGUUAAGCUGUUUCAUAAGUGAUUUUAUUUGGAUCUGGCAACCGACAUUUGUAAAUAAACAUAACUUUUGGCAAGUUCCAUUUGUGACACCAA
Xenopus tropicalis (tropical clawed frog) is the source of this 1160-nucleotide messenger RNA. RefSeq names its product thioredoxin like 1 (gene txnl1). Gene Ontology annotation, cellular component: cytoplasm. Gene Ontology annotation, biological process: cell redox homeostasis. Lineage: Eukaryota; Metazoa; Chordata; Amphibia; Anura; Pipidae. The record is from RefSeq and is marked provisional.